UCCGGGAGAGCACAGCUGUCUCACACAACAACGAAACCAGAUAUCCCCACCACAGCCACCGCAGCUUGCAGCUGUCCUAGCAGGAACAGAGAGAGAAAAAGGGAGCUUGGCGGGAACAGGGCUGCUGCAUGCAUCAUCAUCCCCUCCGCCAGCCCCGCGUGUGAUGCCGCCAGUGGCUGGGCGAGGAGGAGAGUGAUGCUGAUGCUGCUGCUGCUGCACUUGCUAUGCAGCUAAUGAUUAAUUGCACUGCUCUGGGGCCUGUACUGCGCAUGCUGCAGGUGCACACUGCUCCUCCAUCUUAUGCUUCCUGCAGUCUGAGAGCCGGGCACACUCGGCCGUUUCAUAAAUAACGCGGUGGGUUAUUCAUCUCUUCAGCAGCCGGGAAGAAGGCGAGACGGUGCAGCUGCUGACUGACCACACGGAUACUGGGGGAAGGGAUGCACAGGAGCGGCCAGCGGCUCGGUGACUCCUCCAUCAUGCUGCAUAUCUGACGCUUUGCACCUGUUACGAAAGGAAGAUGGAUGUUUACAUGGUUGCAUGAAGAGAAGCUGCGAGUAACCUGAGGGGUCUAUUGUCCUGAAGUUAAUGCAUCGAGAUGAAGUUCAUUUUGGGGAUUUUGGCGUUCCUUGUAUUUUCCUUGUGGCUGGAUGGCGUACAUUCUAAAGAGAAGUCUUCAAAAAAAGGGAAAGGAAAAAAGCAGCAAUAUCUCUGCCCAUCUCAGCAAUCUGCAGAAGAUCUUGCAAGAGUUCCUGUUAACUCCACAAGCAACAUAUUGAACAGACUAUUGGUCAGUUAUGACCCAAGGAUAAGGCCAAACUUCAAAGGUAUUCCAGUCGAUGUUGUAGUCAACAUUUUUAUUAACAGUUUUGGAUCCAUCCAAGAAACAACCAUGGAUUACAGGGUCAAUAUCUUCCUAAGGCAGAGAUGGAAUGACCCUCGACUUAAACUUCCUAGUGAUUUUAGAGGGUCAGAUGCACUCACAGUGGAUCCAACAAUGUUUAAGUGUCUCUGGAAGCCAGAUUUAUUUUUUGCAAAUGAAAAGAAUGCCAAUUUUCAUGAUGUCACCCAAGAAAAUAUCCUCUUAUUUAUUUUUCGUGACGGAGAUGUUCUUCUUAGCAUGAGGUUGUCCAUUACCUUGUCCUGUCCUUUGGAUCUAACCUUAUUUCCAAUGGAUACACAGCGUUGCAAGAUGCAGUUGGAAAGUUUUGGAUAUACAACGGAUGAUUUGCGGUUUAUUUGGCAGUCAGGUGACCCUGUGCAAAUGGAAAAAAUAGCUUUGCCUCAAUUUGAUAUUAAAACAGAAGAUAUUGAAUAUGGUAACUGCACAAAGUACUACAAAGGCACCGGUUAUUACACUUGUGUAGAGGUCAUCUUCACCUUGCAGAGACAAGUUGGAUUCUACAUGAUGGGUGUCUACGCUCCCACCCUGCUUAUUGUAGUCCUCUCCUGGCUUUCUUUUUGGAUUAACCCGGAUGCCAGCGCUGCCAGAGUGCCACUAGGUAUUUUUUCAGUUCUGAGCUUGGCGUCUGAAUGCACCACUCUGGCACAGGAGCUGCCGAAGGUGUCCUACGUGAAAGCCAUUGAUGUCUGGCUGAUCACUUGCCUUCUUUUUGGCUUUGCCUCCCUUGUCGAGUAUGCUGUAGUCCAGGUGUUCCUGAACAGCCCAAAGAGGAUUGAAGCUGAGAAAGAAAAAAUAGCCAAGGCUGAGCAAGCAGAAGGAAAAGGACCUAAUGCGGCGAAAAAGAAUACAGUCAAUGGGACUGGUACACCUGUCCAUAUCAGCACACUACAAGUUGCAGAAACAAGAUGCAAAAAAGUCUGCACUUCUAAAUCCGAUCUGAGAUCCAAUGACUUCAGCAUUGUCGGAAGCUUGCCCAGAGAUUUUGAAUUGUCCAAUUAUGAUUGUUAUGGAAAACCAAUAGACGUCAACAAUGGUCUAGGAAAAUCACAAAUAAAGAACAAUAAAAAGCCGCCUCCUGCCAAGCCGGUCAUUCCAUCAGAAGCCAAACGAAUCGACCUUUACUCAAGGGCCUUGUUUCCUUUCUGCUUCUUGUUCUUUAAUGUUAUAUAUUGGCUGGUAUAUUUAUGAUAACUCGAGGUCUUACUUUGAGUUCACAAGAAAAGCCACCAUUACUCUUACACUCCUUGCAGCCAACUUGUGAUCUUGUCUACAUUUGCAAAGCAAUAUCUUACAUUGUAGAUGCCAUGCAAUUGUAAUGAAAAUGGGAUUUUUUUUCAAAAUGGAAGCAUGACACUGCAAUGUCUGUGCUUAAAAUGAUGUAUAUACAUGUAAGGUAAACUUUCUGCUAUAACCACGGUUAUGAGUAUUGCAUACAUAAAAUCCCCAGACUUCUACUAUUUUAUUAUGAAAAGUUAUGACAUGCUUUCAAGAAAACUUUGUGCACGUUGAGUGUCAUUCAAAUCAUAUUUCCAUUUAUGUAGUAUUUAAAGGUAAAUCCUUCUUAUUUUCAAAUGAAAAUAUAUUAUAUAAGUUUGGAUAGCACUGUGUCCAGACAAAAAUGUACAGUUAUUCAAAACAUAAAAAUAUAUAUAUAUUUAAUUCAUAAUUAAAAGUUAACCCCUGUCAAUGUGUAAGAUACAUGAUCAAAGACUAUUUUUUGUAAAAUUAACUAUUUAAGAAACUGCGCUGUAUCCUUUGCGUGAGCUAAAGCUAAUGUGUAAAAAAAACGACAUAUUAAAAACUGUAAAUCAAA
Messenger RNA from Pseudophryne corroboree (corroboree frog), 2714 nucleotides. RefSeq names its product glycine receptor beta (gene GLRB). NCBI's taxonomy places the organism in Eukaryota, Metazoa, Chordata, Amphibia, Anura, Myobatrachidae. The transcript is spliced from 10 exons. Gene Ontology annotation, cellular component: synapse; plasma membrane; neuron projection. The record is from RefSeq and is a predicted model, not a curated record. Bases 596 to 2089 code for a protein of 497 amino acids. Gene Ontology annotation, molecular function: glycine binding; transmembrane signaling receptor activity; transmitter-gated monoatomic ion channel activity involved in regulation of postsynaptic membrane potential. Gene Ontology annotation, biological process: chloride transmembrane transport; synaptic transmission, glycinergic; neuropeptide signaling pathway.